Fonticula alba is the source of this 3457-nucleotide messenger RNA. RefSeq lists its product as hypothetical. The record is from RefSeq and is a predicted model, not a curated record. The coding region runs from base 1 to 3219 and encodes 1072 amino acids. Gene Ontology annotation, molecular function: GTP binding; ribosomal small subunit binding; rRNA binding. Gene Ontology annotation, biological process: ribosomal small subunit assembly. NCBI's taxonomy places the organism in Eukaryota, Rotosphaerida, Fonticulaceae. The transcript has 4 exons.
AUGCUCCGCUGGUCAUUGGUUCGCCGGGUGCCGGGCCACCUGCUGCCAGGCCACGGCUCGGGCCCCCGGGCGCCGGCCAUUCCGCUGUUGGAUGUCCUGCUAGAGCGCCCGGCCCCGCGCCGACACUACUCGGUCAAUCGCCGGGCCCAGAUGCUGGACCAGCUGCGCCUGGCCCAGGGCGCCGGCACCCCGGCCAGUGCCCCGGCGCCUGCGGCCACCCCGCCAGCCCCGGCACCCCCCUCGCCAGGCCUGCCGGCGUCCCCCCCGCCAGGCAUGCCGGCGUCCCCCCCGCCAAGCAUGCCGGUCCUGCCCCGGCCGCAGGCUCUCGCCGGGGCCGGGCAGGAGUUCGCGUCUUUCGUGGCGCCGGAGCCGCUGCCCGAUCGGCCGCUGUCGCACAAUGAACGUCUGCUCCGGUCGCUGCAGGCCGGCGCGCCAGGCGCCCUGGGCGGCCCUGGCACGCCAGGUCGGCUGUCGGAGUACCCGCUGCCCGAGCGCACCCAGCCCACCCCGGCCAAGGGCUACAUCCCGCGCCUGAGCCGCUCCGUGGCCAACUCCUCGACGCUGCUCUAUGACCCGGAGUUCCAGCUCCGCGACUCGGCCAUCUCGAUUGACCCCCUGCCACUGGAGGUGACCAGCCCGCGGCUGGGGCCCGUGUCGCCGACGGAGCACCUCCUCUCGACGGGUGCCAAGGCCGCGGCGGUCGCCGGCACCGCCCCGGCCGACGCGGCCGCCGCCGCCGCCGCCGAGGAGGACUUCGUGGCUGGCACCGACUCGGAGAACGAGGACUGGGCCCAGCUGACGCGCCUGACCCAGACCGACCCGAUCAAGCACCCGCUGAAGGACUUCGACGCGGAGCAGGUGAACCUCCAGUACCAGGCCACCACCGAGGCCCGGGAGAAGGCCGCCUCCCAGGUGAAGGAGCCGCGGGUCAUCCGCGUGGCCAUCAUCGGCACGCCGAACUCCGGCAAGUCCACCCUGCUGAAUGCCCUGAUCGGUGGCGAGGUGUCCAUUUCCUCGCGCAAGGCCAACACCACGCGCACCAACACCCUCGGCAUCCUGACGCGCGAGAAUGUGCAGAUCGUUUUCGUCGACACCCCGGGCAUUCUGUCGACCAAGGUUGCGCGCAAGAGCAACCUUCCUACUAUCGAGAAGGCCUGGAAGGUCUUGGAUGACGUGGAUCUGGUUGUACUGAUGAUCGACUGUUCCAAGAGCCACCAGACCAAUGACGUGGACAUCGCCAAGCGUCUGGCCGCGCAUCCCUCCAAUGUGGAAAAGCUCAUCGUCUUCAACAAGACCGAUAUCGCCUCCUCCAACAAGGACAUGAGCAGUCUGGCCGAGUUCUAUGGCUCGAUCUUCGCCAAUAUCCGGCCCAAGAGCUUUGACCUGAAGACGCCGCACGCGCCUCCGCCGCCGGCGCCGCCGCUGGGGUCCGGCGAGUCGGACCCCCUCGACCCCACGCGGCCGCUGUCCGAGCUGUCGGCCGAGGAGCUCAACCGCGUCUUCGGGCCCUUCCCCUCGGUGGCCGAUGCGCGCCGGCGCACGGAGCUCCUGCACCAAAACUGGCGGGACUUCCCCCAGGAUGACCUGGUCCCGAGCGACCUGCCGGCCUUCGUGGCCCGGCUCCUGCCGACGGAAUACCUGACUCAGCAGCCGGCCAACCCGCCGCUCUUCGGGUCGCUGGCCCUGCUGAAUGCCCUGAUGUGUCCGGACAACCAGUUCCAGCCGCGGCCGGAACUCCUGUGCGCCAGCACGGCGGCCGGGCUGCGGCGCUUCCUGCGCGAGGCCUCGCCCGCACAGCUGGAGUACCUGCGCCUGGAUCCCUCGGUGCCGGAGGAAUUGGCCCUGCUGGACCAGAUCCUGCUGGAGAUCCAGCGCCUGGAGCUGCAGGAUGACAUCGAUGUGGUGGACUUCCUGCAGCCGAACAACCCCCGGUGCUCGACCUUCCGCCAGUACUUGCGGGCCAUUCUGGUGAACUACUUCCGCGUGGCCCUCAACCGGCACUGGGCCCUGGUGCGGCUCGAUUCGACCGCCACACCCGAGGCGACCAUGCACCUGGCCAAUGUGCCGGAGCCCUACCUGUCGCCGUACUUUGUGCCGGAGCCGGAUCUGCUUGUCGGGCUGCCGGCCUUCGAGGCGCUGAUGCGGGCGGAUGAGCGUGCGGAGCUCGAGGCCGCGCAGCUGUUCGACGACCUGGAGGCCGGCGGGCGGUCCAGCGACUCCGACUCCGACAAGGAGCCGGAGGAGGAGGACGACGAGGAGAGCGACCUGUCGGAUGGCCUGGACUCCGACGAGGAGUACUUCGAUCCGGAUGCCACGCCGGCCGUACGCCGGGCCAAUCGGGCCUUCCUGCGGCAGCGCCUGCCGGAGGUCAUGUACCCGGAUCCACGGCUGCUGGUCAGCAUGGCCGAGCAGGUGGAGUUGCUGGAUGCCCCGGGGGGCCAGUCGCUGCAGGAUUUGCUGAAUUCCCUGGACUUCGACCAGGAAGAGGCCCUGAAGUCGCUGGCGGCCGCGGCAGCCGCCCCUGGCGAUGCGGCCUCCGACGCCGAGGACUCCGAUGAGGCGGAGCUCAACGAGUUGGAGCGCAUGGCCGAGCGUCUGUCCAAUGAGACGCUGGAGAAGCAGGGCAUUGAGCCGCUGAAGUCCGACGAGUGGGACGCCCACGAGCGGUCGGACCUGCGCCUGGUCAUGCUGGAGAGGUCGCCUUUGCACCGGAUCGACCGGCCGGAGGCGCCGCUCCAUUCGGACCCGCGCGUGGCCGACAUGCUGCGUGGCCAGCUGAACGUCAACCUGAGUGAGGACCUGAAUUUGCACGGGUUCUUCAUGAUCUCGGCGGCCAAGCAGCGUGGCCUGGACCCGUUGGUGAGGUUCCUCAUGAAGCGUGCCCGGCCCGGCCCGUGGGAAUAUAGCGCGGACGCCUCGACCGAUCUGAGCAUCGAGACCCGCAUCAAUGAGAUCAUCCGCCAGCAGCUCCUGGAGUACACCCAUGAGGAGAUCCCCUGGGAAGCGCAGCAGGCCACCGUCGGCUGGACCCCGCUCAAGGGAUUCCUGCGCAUUGACCAUGUGCUGACGGUCCCGCGCGAAGCCCACCGGGCCAAAAUCGUCGGCCGGAAUGGCACCAUCCACCGCGCCAUGGUGCAAAAUGCCUCGGCUCGUAUCGAGAAGCUCCUCGGUACGCAGGUGAUGCUGGUGCUGCACGUUCGCGUGGCCAAGCGCUCUUGAGACAUGAGUGCCUCUCCGUCCCCCUCCCUCUGGGUUCUUUUCUCUCGCCAGUGCGCGAAAGUGCCACGAGGGAGGGCGAGAGAGAGCGAGAGGCAGGACAGCAGAGAUGAGCAAGAGUGCGGAGGCCAGGCAAGACGGCCGGCGCAGCCGCCCAAGAGGGCACGGGGCACAUACUAGACAGACCGCCAGGGAGGGAUCCCUGGCGAUCGCCUCCCUUCUCCCUCCCUCUCGCCGCCCC